AUGAAGGAGAAUACUUUAAGCAGUGUUCAAUGGUAUUGUAUCAUUAAUAUGAUAAUUGAAUUUAUUAGGAUCCCUAAUGUUAUUGAAAACCUUAAUGUUAAAGACUUAUUAAGGCCUACUCCGGCAGAAAUUACAUAUCUCUCUCAAGAUGGUGUUGCACAGGCUAAUGUAUUAUCUGCACGUUUUCUCCAAACAAAUAAUGGUUCAAUAGCAGCUUCCAUUAUUUCAAAUUUACCGGAGGCUUUAAUUAGUAAUAUGGGUAACGUCGAAGUUCUUUCAUAUAUGAGAGACUCGAGUGAUGAGGGAAACUAUGAAAAUUUUAACAAAAAUUUGAAGAAUGUUUCAAUAUAUCUGACUAAGUCGAGUCAAUUGGCAACUGUGAUUCCAUCAAAAGACGGUAGAAAUAAUGGAUAUUUAGAACUAUUCAAUCCUGUUCAAAAAGUAUUAUGGAGAAUUGUUCUUCCAUUGGCAGUUCCUCGCAUUACUAAAACUAACCCAGCAACGGGUCAUCAAAAUAUGCAAGUUGAUAGGAUGACUGCAUAUUUGUUGGAACUGCCUAAUGGUGAUUUACUAACAAUGGACAAUAGCGUCGCAAGAAUAUGGCAAGUUGAUGCGGGUGAAUUAAUAAAAGCAGUUAAUGCAUGGAAAAAGUUGGUUGGCAAUAUUGAUCAACGUAUUUUGUCUAUCAUAUAUGAUGAUCCUGAGGGUGACAUUACUAAAUACACUCCUAAUGAUAUGAUAAAUUCUAUAAAUGGUAUAUUUGAAUUGCAUAAAUUGGCAAUGCAAAAACGACUUGAACAAAUCAACAUGACUCAAGAAGAUUUUGAGUCAUAUCGUUCAUAUAAAGCCAACGUUCAGCGUGAAAUUCGAGAACUGCAUGUAAUAUUGGAAAGUAUUGAAGCUAAGGAGAAAGAACGUAUAUGGUUAAAAAAUCAGAGCUCCGGAGAUGUAGAUGAUACCAAAUUAAUCGAAGGAUUAACUGGCGAUAUAAAUAUUUAUAAGCGCCGUGGUGAGAAUGAUCCCGAAAAUGGAUUCUACCAAGCUCGUCCUAAGAAGAUAUAUUUUGUUUUCGAUUUAAGUGCCAGUAUGUAUCGAUUCAAUUCUCAUGAUCGUCGAUUGGACCGUUCCAUGGAAGUGGCUCUUAUGGUCAUGGAGUCAUUUAAAUCUUUUGAACAUAAAUUCCAAUACCAAAUUUUUGGACAUAGCGGAGAUUCACCUAAUGUUGAAUUCGUAAAAAAAGGAAAAUACCCGCGUACUGAAAAGGAGACAUUUAAAGUGUUGAAUAGAAUGCAUACUCAUUCGCAGUUUUGUCUUAGUGGAGAUAAUACACUGGGUGCAGUUUUACAUGCUGUUAAAGAUAUUACAAAAGAAGCAGCUGAUGAUUAUUUUGUUGUUGUGCUUUCUGAUGCUAAUAUUCAACAAUAUAAAAUUAAUCCAGAAGAUAUUGCAAGAGGUAUUAUUAUUUAA
This is a messenger RNA of Cetraspora pellucida, 1467 nucleotides long. The record is from the annotation of a GenBank genome assembly. NCBI's taxonomy places the organism in Eukaryota, Fungi, Glomeromycota, Glomeromycetes, Diversisporales, Gigasporaceae.